UUUCUUCUCUUUAUCCCAUUAAAAUUUUUAGAGGCAAUAAUGGUCGGAGUAAUGGCUAGGAGACCUCUAAGUCACCGGAUUUUGACGUGUCACAACCGGGAAACUGAAUUUUCCGGCGAUCAUACAAUGAAUAUUUCUGACACUAUUUUUAGUUUUCUUGAUGAAGAGGGUCAUCAUCAAGGUUCGUCACUAGAAAGUGUUAGUGAUGAGGAUGUUUAUGUUGAAGAUGAAAAUGAAAAUGAAGAGAAUGAAAAUAAUAUUGAAGAUAAUCACUUCUGGGAAAAUCAACAUCAGCUUUUGCAAUCAGUAUUAUGCCGGACGACAACAUUAGAAUCACAGAUCCGAAGCAUUACUAAACAAACCUUAAAAGAAGCAUCAGAAAUUAAUUUCAGCUGUAAUUGCAGCUGGAAAAUGGUCAAUAAUAAUAUUAUUAAUAGUUGCCCAAAUUGUCUAAUGAAAGAGGUUUGUAGUCGCCUACAAAAUGCUGGUUUCAACUCGGCAAUUUGCAAGUCCAAGUGGAAGAGCUCACCACAUAUUCCCUCAGGUGAACAUACAUUCAUAGACAUGGUGGACAAUUCGAGCCCUCAGAGGGGAGAAGUGAGGGUAAUUAUCGAAUUAAAUUUCCGAGGGGAAUUUGAAUUAGGUAAAGCAAGCGAAGAAUACAAUCGACUGGUGAAAUGGCUGCCAGAAGUAUUUGUAGGGAAAUUAGAGAGAUUAUUGUCAGUAAUAAAGAUUUUGUGCAAUGCUGCUAAGAAGUGUAUGAAGGAGAAGAAAAUGCAUAUUGCGCCAUGGAGGAAACAAAAAUACAUGCAAGCUAAGUGGCUUAAUACAUCUAAACGUAUGACUACUUCUAAAUCCCCAUUAUCAUCAACUGACGAAUAUUAUUCAUAUCGAUUGCCACAGCCCAAGGCAUCGAUGCCUACGGUUGAUUUGUUGGGAAAUUUUCCAAAUUUACAUCCUACUGUACUUGAAGUGGUGUGAACUAUCAAGGCGUUAGAUUACACUGUUGGAGUGUUCCAUUUUUGUAGUUUUCUAAUAUAUUUGACUUAUCAAUUAGUGUGAGCUUAGAGUAUAGAUUUAUAUAAUUUGUAAAAACACGUGAAAAGUGGUUGAAGGUGGCUACUGAAAGUUCAAUUUUGGAUAAAAAGAUUGGGAAAAUUUGGGA
Messenger RNA from Solanum dulcamara, 1165 nucleotides. RefSeq lists its product as uncharacterized. Bases 40 to 981 code for a protein of 313 amino acids. The record is from RefSeq and is a predicted model, not a curated record. NCBI's taxonomy places the organism in Eukaryota, Viridiplantae, Streptophyta, Magnoliopsida, Solanales, Solanaceae. The transcript has 3 exons.